This is a messenger RNA of Tachysurus vachellii, 2014 nucleotides long. It is a transcript of the gene wt1b, whose product is annotated as WT1 transcription factor b. Gene Ontology annotation, molecular function: RNA polymerase II cis-regulatory region sequence-specific DNA binding; DNA-binding transcription factor activity, RNA polymerase II-specific. The transcript is spliced from 9 exons. The record is from RefSeq and is a predicted model, not a curated record. Lineage: Eukaryota; Metazoa; Chordata; Actinopteri; Siluriformes; Bagridae. Gene Ontology annotation, biological process: regulation of transcription by RNA polymerase II. Gene Ontology annotation, cellular component: nucleus. The coding region runs from base 386 to 1579 and encodes 397 amino acids.
CCUCCUCCUUCAGGGUUGUUUUACAUCCGACUCACAGGGACAAGCUCCAGACACUGUUAGAAAAGAUCGUGGAGACUCCUAUCUCACCCACUCUCACUCCUUGUACCUCCUCGAACCCUUUUCCAUUUCAUGAAGAACCAGAUCAAGAAGAAUCAACACUCUGAAGCGCUCACUAUGUCGGAGUUUGAGUUAUAGGGUAUCUCUGUGGACUUGGGCAGAUCUUCAAACUUGUUUGUAGGAAAACAUUUUUGUGAUUUUUGCCAUUAGAGGAAGCAUUUACAACAUCAUUUAGAAAGAUUUCUGACAGGUUAUAGGCGAAAAUUUUGCUCAUUGGUGUUUUCACUUGAGUCAGUUGUACUAAAUUCUCAUCAAAUCGUGUGGGCUGAUGGGAUCGGACGUGCGAGAUCUGACUCCCCUCAUGCCCGCGGUACCCACUCUACCACAUCUUCCAGGGCCCAACAGCGGAGCUCCUCAAUGGGGUCCAAUCGUCGACUUCCACCCUGGCUCUCCAUAUGGAACUCUUCCCUCACACUCGUUCAUCAAGCAGGAGCCUGGCUGGGGUUCAGUGGAGACCCAUGAUGACCCUCACUGCACCCUCGGUGCCUUCACUGUGCACUUUUCAGGUCAGUUUACCGGAGGUUGCAGGUACGGCGCAUUUACUGAUCCAUCGUCAGGACAGAACAGGGGGUUCAGCAGCACCCCAUAUCUGAGCGGUUGUGCAGAAAAUCCUCCAAUCUCAAGGAGUCAGUCAGAUGUGGAUGGAGCGCUAAGUUUUCCCCACACUCCAGUUCACCACUCACCACCCUUUCCCUGUUCUCUCCCAUUUAAACACGAGGAUGCUUUGUCACAGUCCACCAUGGAUGAGCAGCAGUACUUGGCCCCGCCCCCUGUAUAUGGUUGCCACGCCCCCAGCGACAGCCAGACUCUACUUCUACGAAAUGGCUACAACAGUGAUAAUCUGUACCAAAUGACUGAAUGUGUGACCUGGAACCCGGUAAACAGUCUGGCCUCCAGCAUCAAGAGUCCAACUACAGGCUUUGAGAGCGAGCCCCAGGCAGCUGUUGCCCCCGUGAUGUACAGCGCUCAGUACCACAUACACACACAUGGCGUCUUCCGAGGAAUUCAGCAGGACGUGAGGCGAGUACCGAGCAUCACCCCCUCCGUCGUGAGAACCGAGCCCAGUGAGAAACGCCCGUUCAUGUGCUCGUACCCUGGCUGCAGCAAGAGAUACUUUAAACUCUCACACCUGCAGAUGCACGGAAGGAAACACACAGGAGAGAAACCGUAUCAGUGCGACUUCACAGACUGUGGCCGCAGAUUCUCCAGAUCAGACCAGCUUAAGAGACACCAGCGCAGACACACAGGAGUAAAACCCUUUCAGUGCGAGACAUGUCAGAGAAAGUUCUCGCGCUCUGACCACCUCAAGACUCACACUCGGACUCAUACAGGUAAAACAAGUGAGAAACCGUUUACCUGUCGCUGGCCGAGCUGUCAGAAGAAGUUUGCUCGCUCGGACGAGCUCGUCAGACAUCACAGCAUGCAUGAGAGGAACAUCACUAAACUGCAGGCGACUCUAUGAACUCCCCCAAAACCCUUACACACGUGUAAUCAUUAACUAAACAAACAUGCUGUAGAGCGUGAUGACAGCAGUGCUCAAGACUGAACAAUCAAUUAUUAACCUCAUUAAACUGCUCUGGAAUAUACAAGACCAGAAACUAAGUAAAAAAAACAACCUAUAUCUAUAAACACAAGGCUUUAAAGGCCUGAGUGAAAUCUUAUAAGGUUUAUUUUUUAGAUCAUCUCAUGUUGUAAAUAUCUCAUGAUCGCUUAGAAUCAGUCUCGAACACAGAAGGACUGAUUCACUUCAAAUCAUGUUAUUAUUGCUGAUUUUACAAACAGGCUUUCAUUUUUCAAAAAAGGAAAAUGCACUGUUGUAUUUCUUUGUACAUACUGGAUGUCAAAGUGACAGUUUGACUAUACAUAUUUUGUAUUAAAAAGCUUCUAUACAAACGUU